UCUCAAAUCUUGCCACCAAAACUCCCAUCUUUUGUGCCAUGGCCUCCAUUGCUAACCCCUUUUCUUUUCACUUCCUCUUGCUCAUCCUCAUUUCUCUAUCCCUCCAACCACAUGCUAGGGAGAGCAAGUUCUUCACUAAGUUCACUCGUAAUUUUUCUAAUGCACAAACAACUGAUUUGUCACCGGCACCAGCACCGGUGUUGGCUCCGGUAAUUGAGCCAGUCCUGGCACCUGGACUGGCUCCAGCACCGGCACCAGCUGAGGAAGAGAAUGGUUAUGGUCUUUAUGGUCAUGGAUCGAGUGAAUCUUCUUCGGAGGAAUUCUACUCAACCAAUGAAACCCCAGAGAAAAAGGGGACUUUUGGCGUAGAUGAAUUCAAGUCGGAAACGGAGACUCCGUUCGAGAAGUUGCUAAGUGGCGAGAGUUACUCUAAUGGUAAUAAUGGUUAUUCGAGUAACAAUGGGAAUGCCUACUCUAGCUCGGUGAAUGAGAACAAUGGCUACAACAACAACGAAAAUGGUUACGAUGGCUACAACAAAAAUGAGAAUGGCUACACGGUGUCUGAAAACAAGAUUAAUGGCUACAACCAAAAUACGUAUAGCAACAAUGGUAAUGGAUACUCAAACUCGAUUAAUGAGAACAACGGCUACAAGACAGAUAGCUAUAGCCAGAACAACUACAAUAACGACAAUGACAAUGGUAUGAGCUUUGAAAACGAGAAAAAUGGCUACAAUGUCAACGGAUACACCAACAUGGAAGAAGAAAACAAUGGUUAUAACAACAACAAUAAUAAUGGAUAUGUGAUGGGGCAACAAGGAUUGAGUGACACAAGGUUUUUAGAGAAUGGUAAGUACUCAUAUGAUGCAAACAACAAUGGAAAUGACCAUGAAACAAGUUAUGAGGAAGAAGUGAGCGACAAUGGUGAAGGCUAUUAUAGAAAUAAUGAAGAUUCAAAAUAUGAUAGACAAAGCGGGUAUGUAAAGUGGCACCCAUAAGAAUGAUGAAACAUAAUUUGUCCACAUAAGUUAUGAAAAACCAUAAUUACAAAGCAUAUUUGAAUGUUGGGAGAUACGAAGAAUAUUAGAACUCAUAGUUUUUGGUUAUGUGUUUGUGACUCUUCACCAUUUUUGCUUUUGUUUUGUAUUUGGUGUCUUGAAAUUCAAUAGGGUUUGGUAAGUAUGUAUUUUUGAAGAUGAUUAUGUAAAAGGGGCUUUUAUGUGA
Lactuca sativa (garden lettuce) is the source of this 1221-nucleotide messenger RNA. RefSeq lists its product as uncharacterized. The record is from RefSeq and is a predicted model, not a curated record. NCBI's taxonomy places the organism in Eukaryota, Viridiplantae, Streptophyta, Magnoliopsida, Asterales, Asteraceae.